CAAUGUCUCAAUCUAACAACCCCAAAAUGCAUUCCUCCGCCACUUCCCUCCGCCACCUUCCGCCGCUCAAGAGAUUCCGACUCAUUCAACAACAACAAACACACCAAAAUCACUUUUCUGACUCUUCCCCUUUACCCGCCAAAAAACGCAGAGAAUCGAGAACCCCUUCUCCUCCUUCCCCCCUUCACAACUUCUCCCUCCCCGCCAAAAAACGAGUGUGGGCCCCACGCCCCCAAACUCCUCCUUCCUCAAACGACAUCGUUUCCCCUCCCCAGCCCUCCUCUGACGACGCCGCACCCCCCUUUGAUCUCAACAUCGAAUACAACCCCAACCUCGGAGAAUCCGAAAACAACGCGGCCGACGAUGACGACGGGGUUUUGUGCUGUGUGUGCCAGAGCACGGACGGGGAUCCUGCCGACCCAAUCGUGUUCUGCGACGGGUGCGACCUCACGGUGCACGCCUCCUGCUACGGCCACCCUUUGUCGAAGGGAGUCCCCGACGGCGACUGGUUCUGCGAACGGUGUCGUGUCGGGGAAGGCAAGAGCGGCACGCGCUGCGCGCUGUGUCCCGCGAGUGAGGGCGCGAUGAAGCGCACCGCGGACGGCGCGUGGGCGCACGUGGUGUGCGCGCUGUUCGUGCCGGAGGUGUUUUUCCAGGACCCAGAAGGGAGGGAGGGGAUCGACUGCUCCAUGGUUCCGAGGAAGAGGUGGUCGCAAAGGUGCUACCUUUGCGAGUGUUGUGACGGUUGCGGUCUGGUGUGCUCCGAGCCAAAGUGUGGGUUGGCGUUUCAUGUGACAUGCGCGCUGAAGGAGGAGCUUUGGAUUGAGUACAAGGAAGGGAAGAAAGGGGGCACCAUUGUUGCUGGCUUCUGCAAAACCCACACCCAGAUUUGGGAAAAGCAACAGCAAUCUGGGAAGUACAAGAUUGUCCCUCUUGAAGAUGAAAAGUAGGAAAAUUUUCUGAAGUUAUGUUGGUCGGUUAACGAAUCUUAGGAAAUUCAAAGUUAGUUAUUUUGGAGAUCAUUUUGAAUAUGUUGUAAUUUUAGUUUGAAUAGGUUAUAGCAUGUUUCUUUUUGUAAGUGUUCUAAGUUUUUAGAUGAAGAUUGUGGACCACA
This is a messenger RNA of Vigna umbellata (rice bean), 1114 nucleotides long. Its product is annotated as RING/FYVE/PHD zinc finger superfamily protein. Gene Ontology annotation, biological process: regulation of transcription by RNA polymerase II. The record is from RefSeq and is a predicted model, not a curated record. NCBI's taxonomy places the organism in Eukaryota, Viridiplantae, Streptophyta, Magnoliopsida, Fabales, Fabaceae.